GUCCUCACCUGGUUGCCAUACACAUUAUAAUGUUCCCCAGUAUCUUUCACUCCCUGUGCCCUCGUGUUUAAUAGUCUGUAAUGAGUGCAAUCUCUUCGAUUUUUCUUGCAAUGAACUCUGUUCUGCUGAGCCAUGGUUGUUCAUAUUCCAUUACAGGAUUAAUUUGUUAAUUUUUUUGUAUUAUGUUUUUCUCUGAGCUUGACACCUUUAGGAGUUGUAAUAUAAUUUCUGUCUGCUGCACAUGAGGCUUUUUCCCACAGGAUAAAUGCAUAUAUCUACAGCAACAGCCACCUAUACAUUGGGCAGAUUCCCUCAAAUAUAAGUCAUCUGUUGAAUCUAUGGGAUCAAGAUCUUGCUGAUGAGUCUACAAACUUUCACCAUAGACCAUUAAUCAGUCACUUAUGAUCCUGCAGUAAAUUAAAAAGUUAGGGUUUUGGGGUGAAGAUACUGUCAUCCACACUGAUCAGAGACUCAAUAAUGAGCUUACACUUUUUUUCCACAGUUUUAAAUUGAAGAGAAAAUGUCACUUUACGAUGACUUGGGAGUUGAGACCAGUGAUUCUAAAACAGAAGGCUGGUCCAAGAAUUUCAAACUCCUACAAUCUCAACUGCAAGUGAAGAAAGCAGCUCUCACACAAGCAAAGAGUCAGAGAACAAAGCAAACAACGGUCCUUGCUCCAGUGAUUGACCUGAAACGAGGAAGCUCUUCUGAUGAGAGACAGAUUGUGGACACACCACCUCAUGUAGCAGCUGGCUUAAAGGAUCCUGUACCCAGUGGUUUCUCUGCAGGAGAUGUGUUGAUUCCUUUGGCAGAUGAGUAUGAUCCCAUGUUCCCAAAUGACUACGAGAAAGUGGUAAAACGUCAAAGAGAGGAGCGACAGAGGCAGCGUGAGCUGGAGAGGCAAAAGGAGAUUGAAGAGAGAGAAAAAAGACGUAAAGACAGACAUGAAGCCAGUGGGUUUUCAAGAAGACCAGAUCCAGAUUCUGAUGAAGAUGAAGAUUAUGAAAGGGAGAGACGAAAAAGAAGUAUGGGAGGAGCUGCCAUUGCACCACCCACUUCUCUUGUUGAGAAGGACAAAGAACCUGUUUCAUCAUUUCCAUAUGAAGAGGAGUCAAGACCUCGGGCACCAUCUUCUAAAGCAGCUAUUCCUCCUCCAGCUUAUGAUGAGCCAGAAAGACCUCGUUCCCCCACAGGGCCUAGCAACUCUUUCCUUGCUAACAUGGGAGGAACAGUAGCUCAUAAAAUCAUGCAGAAGUAUGGUUUCAGAGAGGGCCAGGGGCUGGGGAAACAUGAACAGGGGCUGAGCACAGCACUGUCAGUAGAGAAAACAAGCAAGAGGGGUGGCAAGAUCAUUGUUGGCGAGUCUACAGAGAAAGAAACGGGCAAGAAAGCGGAUUCAAACCCCUUGACUGAGAUACUGAAGUGCCCAACUAAAGUGGUCUUACUAAGGAACAUGGUCGGUGCAGGGGAGGUGGAUGAAGAUCUAGAAGUUGAAACAAAGGAGGAAUGUGAGAAGUAUGGCAAGGUUGGGAAAUGUGUCAUCUUUGAGAUUCCUGGUGCCCCUGAUGAUGAAGCUGUAAGAAUAUUUUUAGAGUUUGAACGGGUUGAAUCUGCCAUCAAAGCUGUUGUGGAUCUAAACGGAAGAUACUUUGGAGGCAGAGUCGUGAAGGCUUGUUUCUACAACCUGGACAAGUUCAGAGUACUGGAUCUGGCAGAGCAAGUUUGAUUUUAAAAAUCUAGCUGGAGGUGUCACUGUUUUUGGCAAUCACGUUUUCAGCAGUAGGCUGGGAGUGAGGAGGAGAGCAGCAGCUUUCCCAGCAAACUGGAAACAAGCCUCAUUGAAUGGAUUUUUCACAUUCGUUGUGACAUUUUUUGUUUUGUAAUAUAAAGCCCUUUGAAAGUAA
This is a messenger RNA of Colius striatus (speckled mousebird), 1904 nucleotides long. RefSeq names its product RNA binding motif protein 17 (gene RBM17). Gene Ontology annotation, cellular component: precatalytic spliceosome. Gene Ontology annotation, molecular function: RNA binding. The transcript has 12 exons. Bases 521 to 1726 code for a protein of 401 amino acids. Gene Ontology annotation, biological process: alternative mRNA splicing, via spliceosome; mRNA cis splicing, via spliceosome. NCBI's taxonomy places the organism in Eukaryota, Metazoa, Chordata, Aves, Coliiformes, Coliidae. The record is from RefSeq and is a predicted model, not a curated record.